This is a messenger RNA of Stereum hirsutum FP-91666 SS1, 1301 nucleotides long. RefSeq lists its product as uncharacterized. The transcript is spliced from 3 exons. NCBI's taxonomy places the organism in Eukaryota, Fungi, Basidiomycota, Agaricomycetes, Russulales, Stereaceae. Bases 153 to 746 code for a protein of 197 amino acids. The record is from RefSeq and is a predicted model, not a curated record.
CGCCCGUUGUCCGUCUGAGCCCCGUCUCGCCCGUCCUCGACGCUUACACGUUCUUUCAACGUUCUUCACUCUUUCUCGCAGUCGUCGAGUGUUCUUCAGAAACUACUUUACCUCCUCAACUCUUUGACCUAGUCAUACCCGCACUAACAACAAUGCGUUCUGUCUUCGCCGCCCUCUCGCUCGCCGCUUCGGCUCUCGCCUACUCCAUCAGCGAGCCCACUUCUACUCAGGAUUGGACGACCUCAGGCCCCAACGUAGUCUCUUGGGAGCGUGUCGAUACUGACGCGUCCAACUUCACCCUCGUCCUCGUCAACCAGGACACGAGCAUCAUGCCCUCGGGAAGCGAGGUCUUGGUUGCCUAUGUCGACGGCACCGCUGGCACUGUCACCGCGAGUGCGCCCAGCGCAGGAUGGCCUACCGGUAGCGGCUUCCAGGUCAACUUCGUCAAGGACACGACCAGCUUGAGUACUAUCUACGCGCAGUCGAACCAAUUCAACAUUACGCAAUCGACCUCGUCUGCUGCUUCCAGCACUUCCGCCUCUGCGUCUGCUUCGAAGUCCUCCGUCGCUUCCGGCUCUACCACUGGCACUUCCUCGAAGGCGACAGGCUCUGCUGCUUCCGCUAGCGGCUCCGCCACCUCCAGUGACGCUAGCCCCUCUGCUACCACCAGCAGCUCUGGUGCUGGCCGCGUCGAGGCUGGCUUGUUCUCCGUCUUCGCUGGUGCCCUUGCCAUGCUCGCAUUCUAAACGCACUAUUCACCUAAUUUCCUCACAUAUCUCAUCCGUGUUCUUUUUAGUACGUACGAGAAUUGUUUGAGGUCUAGUCUGUUUAGCCUUGAUUCAGUAGACUUUCUUCCCGAUGUGACGAUCGCCGGACCUUGACGUACCUCCCUCCCCUCAGCACUAUUCUUCCUUUCUUUUGGUUGGUUUCAGCUUCGCCUGUUGUUUUGUGUAUGCCACUUCACUCUCUUAGUGCGUACGCGUUUUUUGGGUAUUCAGUGAUUUACGAUACAGUCUCGACGCUCGUACUGGGUUGUUCGAUGUAUUGGACUUUGUUAGCGCGUCGUGUGUUAUAUACAUACUUCUACGCCUAUCUCCUCUCCCGUUACUCGGCGGUAUGUUUACAAACAUCAUUAUUUGAGUCCGAUCAUGUUGUUGAGUAUACCACCAGCCCUUCGGACGCAGGGUCAAGGGCUAGAGGUGGUUGGACUGAAAGAUGUCCAUCUGUUUAGCAGUACGACAACAACCCUUUGCCAGCGCUAGAGCCAUGUCUUCGUGUUCGCCUUGUUUUUCCUGAGUUGG